GAAGCAGCAGCAAUUAAGCACCACCACCACUGGGAUAAAACACUCCAGCUUCCAGCAGACUAGGGCAUUGCUGCGAGAGAUGGCCAGGCUGCGGACGUCUUCCCUCCUCCCAGGACUCUUCGUCCUCCUGCUCGCCAGCCUCCCAGCUUCGUGGCAAGGAGGAGUCCCCGGUGCUGGAGUGGGGAUACCGGGAAGAGGCUACUAUCCAGGAGCUGGCCUUGGCGGUUUGGGAACAGGAGGCCUCGGGACGGGACUCGGAGGAGCAGGGCUUGGUGCCGGAGUGAAGCCUCCCAAACCAGGUGUCGGAGGGGUUGGAGGAGUUGGGGGUCUCGGUGUCGGAGGACUCGGAGGACUUGGAGGGGUCUACCCGGGAGGUGUCUACCCAGGAGGUGUCUACCCUGGAGCAGGAGUGGCUGGACAGGCGGCAGCCCUUAAAGCUGCAGCCAAAGCUGCUGCUGGACUUGGCAUCCCUGGAGGCGGCGGCGGCGGUGUCCCUGGAGCUGGCGUUGGUGGUGUUGGCGUCCCUGGAGGCGGCGACGGCAUCCCUGGAGCUGGUGUCCCUGGAGCCGGCGUGGGUGCUAAGCCUGGGAAAAUCCCUGGAGUUGGGAUCCCUGGGGUCUACCCAGGAGGUGUCCUUCCCGGCACAGGGAUCCGUUACCCCGGCGUAGGGGUCCUGCCGGGGGUGCCGACUGGAACCGGAGUCAAGCCAAAAGUCCCAGGAGCCGGAGGAGGGGCCUUUGCAGGAAUCCCUGGCUUUGGCGGCUUUGGAGGCCAGCAGCCGGGACUACCUCUGGGCUACCCCAUCAAGGCACCCAAACUCCCAGGUAGUUACUAUGGGCCUUACGGUCCUGGGCCUUUCGUCAACGGGCUCAUAGGGCCAAUCGGCGCAGGUGUUGGGAAGACCGGCUACCCCACAGGCACAGGUGUAGGAGCACAGGCGGCAGCUGCGAAAGCCACAGCAAAGUACGGUACUGGGGCUGUGCCCGGAACAGGUCAGCUGCCUGGUGCCUCAGGCCUUCCAGGAGGCAUUGGUGUGGGUGGGCCGGCAGCAGCCGCCGCGGCCGCUGCUGCAGCCAAAGCAGCAGCCAAAGCUGGGGCCUACGGUGGUGGAGUGGUCCCUGGUGGUGGUAUCCCAGGGCUAGCUCCAGGAGUGCCCGGUGUCGGUGGACUUCCCGGUGUUGUACCUGGUACUGGAGUGGGAGGAGUCAGUCCAGCGGCACCAGCGGCGGCAGCUGCCAAAGCGGCCAAAUACGGUCGGGUUCCAGGUGUGGGCGUCGGUGGUGGUGGCAUCCCAGGUGCUGGCGUACCUGGUUUAGGCGGUCCUGUGACUCCAGGUAUAGGAGGAAUCCCUGGUUAUCCAGCUGUCCCAGGUGUUUCGGCAGGAGCGGCGGCGGCGGCGGCAGCUAAGGUGGCGGCAAAAGCAACGUACGGGACUGGGGUUGCACCUGGUUAUGGAGCUAUUCCUGGAGUGGCGCCCGGUGGUGUGGUGCCUGGCAGAGUGGUGCCCGGCGGGCUAGUACCGGGAAGUCCUGCAGCAGCAAAAGCAGCAGCAAAAGCAGCGAAAUACGUGCCUGGGGGUGUUGGAACAGCAGCGGCAGCGGCAGCAGCAAAAGCAGCAGCAAAAGCAGCAAAAUAUGGAGCCGGGGUCAUGCCCGGAGCUGGAGUCAUUCCUGGAGCCGGGGUCGUUCCUAGAGCCGGAGUUGUGCCCAGAGCCGGGGUCCUGCCUGGAGGGAUCCCUCAAACUGGAAUACAGCCAGGAGCCAAACCCCCCAAAUACGGUGUACCAGGAGCUGGAUUGGGCGGCAUUGCCGUGCCAGGCCUCGGUGGUCGAGGAGGAUAUGGAGUCCCCGGUUAUGGUGGCUUGGGAACUGGAGGGCUGACCCCCGGGCUUCAGUAUCCAGGGGCUGGGGGCAAGCCCCCCAAACCAGGUUAUGGUCUUGGCAUCCCACAAACAGGGAUUGCUCCUGGCUACGGAUUAUCUCCUAUCUACCCAGGAGCUGGGGGUUUGGGAGCAGCGGCAGCAGCGAAAGCGGCUAAGUAUGGAGCUGGAGUCGUGCCUGGGGCCGGAGUCGUGCCUGGGGCCGGAGUCGUGCCUGGCGCCGGGGGCUUACCAGCAGCCGGAGCCAGAGUUGGCGGCAAGCCUUAUGGAGUUCUUGGAGCAAAGAGCUGGAGAGGGGUCGGCCGGAAGAAGAAAUAGACCCGAUGCACUGCAUGACCUUCACCUCAUGAACUCUGGUGCUACUGCCUGGUCGCGAAUGUACCCCCCCCCCCCGCCCCGAGAAAAGCAGAGACCCUGCCACCGUCCUGGGCCACCCCCCACCCUGGCCUGCCUCCCCCUU
This is a messenger RNA of Hemicordylus capensis (graceful crag lizard), 2339 nucleotides long. It is a transcript of the gene ELN, whose product is annotated as elastin. NCBI's taxonomy places the organism in Eukaryota, Metazoa, Chordata, Lepidosauria, Squamata, Cordylidae. The record is from RefSeq and is a predicted model, not a curated record. The transcript has 36 exons. The coding region runs from base 80 to 2197 and encodes 705 amino acids. Gene Ontology annotation, molecular function: extracellular matrix structural constituent.